AUGUUUCGUCGCUUCGCCGGGCUCCGGCAUGUUCAUUUCAUCGGCAUCGGCGGCUCCGGGAUGAGCGGUAUCGCCGAGGUGCUGUUGGGCUAUGACUUCAAGGUCAGCGGCUGCGACCAGGCGAUCGGUGGCGCUGCUCGGCGGCUGCAGGAGCUCGGCGUCGAGAUCGCCGAAGGGCAGUCGGCCGAUCACCUGGACGAGGUCGAUCUGGUGGUCAAGUCGUCGGCCGUGCCGGACGACAACCCCGAGAUCCGAGCUGCCCGCGAGCGCGGUAUUACCGUGGUGCGGCGAGCCGAGAUGCUCGGCGAGUUGAUGCGGAUGAAGUACGGCAUCGCGGUGGCCGGUAGCCAUGGCAAGACCACCACCACCUCGCUGAUCGGCCAUCUGAUGGUCGAGGCUGAGCUCGACCCGACGGUGAUCGUCGGCGGUCGCAUGCAGGUCUCGGGUACCGGCGCGCGGGUCGGGCGUAGCGAGUUCCUGGUCGCAGAGGCCGACGAGUACGACCGUAGUUUCCUGCGUCUGAUGCCGAUCCUGGCGGUGGUGACCUCGAUCGAUCGCGAUCACCUGGACACUUACGGCGACUUGGAGUCGAUCUGCGAGGCGUUCGUAGACUUUGCCGAGCGGGUGCCGUUCUUUGGCAAGAUCAUCCUCUGCCUCGACGAUCCCAACAUUCAGCGCCUGUUGCCGCAGCUGGCCGCCGAGCAUCGGGUGACGACCUACGGCCUGACCCCGCAAGCGGAACUCAGCGCCACCAACCUGCGGGCCUCGCCGGACGGUUGCCGAUUCGGCGUCGAGUUGGCCAGCGAGGGCGGGCUGGGCGAAAUCGAGCUGCCGAUUCCUGGCCGGCACAACGUGCAGAACGCGAUGGCGGCGGUGGCGGUCGGCUUGUCGCUAGGUUUGCAGAUCGAGGACAUCGCCCAUGGCCUGGCCAACUUCGGUGGCGUCCACCGCCGCUUCGAGCGGGUCGGCGACUGGCGCGGUGCGGCGGUGAUUGACGACUACGCCCACCACCCGACCGAGGUGGCGGCGACCCUGCAAGCGGCGCGGCAGGCGUUCCCCGAAGGCGAAUCUUCGCCAUCUUCCAGCCUCACUUGUUCUCGCGCACUCGCGAUCUGGCGGAAGACUUCGGCCGUUCGCUGA
Messenger RNA from Nerophis lumbriciformis (worm pipefish), 1140 nucleotides. NCBI's taxonomy places the organism in Eukaryota, Metazoa, Chordata, Actinopteri, Syngnathiformes, Syngnathidae. The record is from RefSeq and is a predicted model, not a curated record.